Messenger RNA from Meloidogyne enterolobii, 1220 nucleotides. The record is from the annotation of a GenBank genome assembly. Lineage: Eukaryota; Metazoa; Nematoda; Chromadorea; Rhabditida; Meloidogynidae.
GUCCGCUGCUAUUUUUGCUCCGAUAUUUCGGCUGCCCCGCUAUUUCGUUAAACCCCCUUGAUCUCUCUAAAUCAUCUGAUACCUUUCAUAAUCCCCUGUAUCCCCUAUAUCACUCCAAAUCCUUAUCCAUCCAAACCUUUAAAUGUUUCACAUAAUCGAGUAUUUUUUUAAAUUUAAAAAAGCGCAAGAUUGCCAAAGAAUCAUUCUGAAAGGCUUGCCUGUCCUUCGCUUGAUCACUUUUUUCGAACGUGUCACACAACUUGUUUUUACUAAUUUGCGAAUUAAAAUAAGAAAUCAAAAACUAAUUUCAAUAAAAAUCUACAUUUUUUGUUUUCCCAUUGUAGGGAGACGAACGUACAAGAGCUAAAAUUUACCGGCUGCGUUGCACCUGGGCUGACGUUUUCACAAAAUCUAAGCUUUACAUGAUCGACACAAAAAUAAAUUCUGUGGAUAGGGCUUGGCCUAUAAUGAAUCCAGAUUUGAAGAUUGAAGUGUCAUCACAACAACAACAAACAUCAGGACAACAACAACAAGGAGGGGGAGGAGGAGGACAUGUAGUACAUGUUAACCCUAAAUUUCUCAAUGGUAAACAACCAACAAGUGUUAAACAAGAAAAUAAACAACAAGAAAAAAUACAAGAAAAAAAGAAAAUACAGCCUGACAUUAAUGCUAACAAAUUACCACAACAACCUUCGCAACAACAAUCAUCGCAGCAUAAAGGAGGAGGGCCUCCAACUAAGCGCCCUAGAACAACCACAACUGCUCAACAUAGCAGCAGUAAUGUUAGUAAUAAAUCAACUCAACGGUCUGUCAAGCCUCAACAACCUCGAGUUUCUAAACAAAAUGUUCUCGAGCCUUCCCGGACGCUGGGAACUCAUGCAUUCAAUAUAGUGAUGAAUUCUCAACCUACACAUUUAUUACAACCACAAAUAGUACCACCACCCCAACUUCAACAACACCAACAACAAUUUCCACCACCACAAAUACCAACAUCUUCUAUUACUGACCAGCCACAGUUAGUAAUGAUUCCACAAGUUUCAAGUGCCCCUCUAACAAAUUUUCAACAACUACCACGAUUUAUCAAAGAAAUUCCUCCACCUCAAAUAACAACAAUGAAAGGAAAUCCUCAACAACGUAGCUUUUCUCCUCCUCCCAUUCAAAGUAAAUAUAAAUUAAUUUCUUUAAUAUUAAAAAGUAAUAAGAUAUGUAGACACAAAUAA